AUGUCAUCCAAAUCGCGAGUUCAUUUUCGGGACGAAGACGAGGGCCUGCUGGCCAGCGCUUCGCCCUCGAUUCAAGAUGAUGAUCACCUCUCCGGCGAUGAGGAGAGGCAGGAGUCUGGCGAAGUGCUCGAAAGUGCCGGAAAGAAGGACAUCGCGUUGAUGAUUUUCAUCAAUUUCCUGUCCUUCGUUUGCUUCGCCAUCGUUCUUCCUUCUCUAUGGCCCUUCCUCAAAUCGUUUGGAGUGAAUCAGUCGUGGACCGGCUGGGCCGUGGCGGUGAACAGCGGUGGCACCUUCCUCGCCUCUCCGAUCUUGGGCAAGUGGACCGACUGGCGAGGCGUGAAGGAGGCCCUCUUCAUUUCCCUCAUCGUCAUGAUCGGCGGCAACAUCAUGUAUGCCCUGUCUCAGGACGUGUGGAUGCUGCUGGCUUCUCGCUUCAUCGUUGGCUGCGCUGCCGCCAACUACGCGCCGGCUUCGGCGUACCUGACCUAUGCGACUCACCCCAACGACCGAACGACGGUGAUGAUCGCCAACAGCGCAGCCUCCAUUCUGGGCUUCAUUCUUGGCCCUGCGAUGGCGACGGGACUGUCCGCGUUGCCGGCCUUCGAGGUGUCGGUGUUCAAGGGGAACGAUUUGACCUACCCGGGCUGGGCGUCGGUGCUGCUGGCCCUGUUCUGCCUGAUAUUCGUGCCGACGGUGAAGAACAUUCGACCGCGCAAGGUAACACCCGAAACCGACGACAGCGGGAAGAAGAGCGAGCAGGAGGGGAGCGACGCCCUAAAUCAUCCAUACCUAAACCCGAUUGCCGAGGAUGAACACCUCCUCGUGCUGGCGCCCGAGCUGGAUAGAAGGAGAGGAGGGAGAGCGGAGGUUAUGUAUCAUAUUCAGGAGGAUGGCCAGGACGAGGAGGUGAUGGAGGAAGGAGGCCAGACGUUCGCCAUGGACUCGUUUAGUGCCGGAGAGGGCGUCUUCCCCGCCAAGGGAGCGCUCGACCCCAGCUCCCUCUCCCAGGCCCACAUCGCCACCGAGACCAAUCCUUACGUCAAACCCUCCGACGCCUCCGUGCGUUCGCUGAAGACGCUGGCCCAGCCCGGCCUGCCCAUCUGGACUGUCAUCGUGGUCCUCUACCUCCAGUUCGCCUUUUACAACGCCUUCACCGUCUUCGAGACCAUCGGCACCCCCUACACCCAGCACGCCUACGGGUGGAGCGUGACGACCAACGGCUUCAUGUUCGCCGGCAUAGGCGGCGGCUGCAUCGUUUCGCUGGUGAUCCUUCAAGUCGGCGCCAUGCUCUUCCAGGACCGCACCCUCCUGCUGGUCACCGAAGUGCUCAUGGCCGGUGGCUUUGGGCUCCUCAUCCAGUGGCCGUUCGAUGAAUACGUCGAGCUGCCCAGGUUCAUCAUCGGUGUCGGCCUUGCGAGCGUCGGCUUCUCUUCGGCCUGCGCCGUCGUGAUCUCCAUCUUCUCCAAGCUGCUAGAGAACGUCGAGCAGGGAGUGAUGAUGGGAUGGCUCAGCGCAUCUGGCUCUCUCGCCCGAGUUGCGGGACCGCUGUUUUCCGCCUACGUGCUCCAGUACGUGGGCGGAGGGCUGGUGUUCCUGAUCACGGCCUCGAUGCUCGUCGUGGCCCUCGUUCUCACGUUGGCCUUCUUCCCGCACCUCAAGACCGCGCACAAGGGGGACACCUCCGCCGCAUCUGCCACCACCGCGCCGAAGGCCACGCCCAGCGGGUCGGCCAAGUGGCGCCAGAAGAAGAGCGGCGGCAAGAUCCGCUACGCCGGCGAGCGACCCACCGCUGCCGAGCAGAGCUCGCUCAUCAACAGCGAGUACGACGACCAUGAGACGUGGGACUAA
Acanthamoeba castellanii str. Neff is the source of this 1848-nucleotide messenger RNA. Its product is annotated as transporter, major facilitator subfamily protein. The record is from RefSeq and is a predicted model, not a curated record. Bases 1 to 1848 code for a protein of 615 amino acids. NCBI's taxonomy places the organism in Eukaryota, Discosea, Longamoebia, Acanthamoebidae. Gene Ontology annotation, cellular component: lysosomal membrane. Gene Ontology annotation, biological process: transmembrane transport. Gene Ontology annotation, molecular function: transmembrane transporter activity. The transcript has 9 exons.